UUUAAUUACUUUUGUGUAAUUGAAGACCAAAUGUAAGAAUACAGUACUAGUGUUGGAGUAUUUAUAUUAUAUAAAGAUGAAACCUUACUUUACUGACCCUAUUUGUGUACAACUACAAGUAGCUUAAUUUUACAAGUGCUUAUUUUUAGUUUAUUUUAGAGAAGAUAGUUUGUGUGUGUGUGUUUUAUGUUUUCAGAAUCAGACAGAGCAUUGUGUUUGUGUGUAACCAACAAUAUACUACUACUACUAACACCAUUCUCUCUCUCUCUCUCUCUCUCUCUCUCUCUCUCUCUCUGUGUAAGAUUGUUGUGUUGUUGAACAAAACAAGUUCCCAAGGUUGGUUGGGUCGGACAUUGGAUUUGGGGUUUAAAAAGUCCUCGAGAGAGAGAGCGAAAACUUGUUGCUUCAACUUUAUUCUUUUCUCAACUCAACACAUUGUCUCUUUCUUCUUCUAUUUCAUUGUUAAGUGUUUUUGAUUUUUUCUACAUUGUUUCUAAAUUGUGUAACACAAGAUCAUCACCAAACCAAUUUGUUCUGUUCUGUUUUUUCAUCAUCAAAAUCAGAACUACAGAAAGAGAAACAGAAUUCAACUCAGACCCGUAUUCUAAGGGUUCUUUUUUUUUUUUUUAUUACUACUUGUUGUACUUUCUCAUUCUACUUUUUCAACUUCAUUCAACAAGAACAAAAAAGCUAUAUGAAUUUGUACCAACAAGUCAACAACAAUGAGAGAUGAAAACUUCAAGAAAAGCAAGCUUUCAUGGCCAAAAACUUUGGUUAAGAAAUGGUUCAAUAUUAAGAGUAAAGCUGAAGAUUUUCAAGCAGAUGAUGAUGAUGUUCUUUAUGGAGGUGUUGAUGAAGAGUGGAGGAACAACUAUUCAAAGAGAGAAGAAUGCACUAACAAGAAAAGCAAAACAGAAAGAACAAAGAGAAGACACUCGGAAAGAACGCGGCGAUGUAAGAUUGAUCACGAUGCAGCUCAGGUUACGGAUGUGAAUAAUUAUAGAAUCUUUGCCGCAACUUGGAAUGUAGCCGGAAGAUCUCCUCCAAGUUAUUUGAAUCUCGAAGAUUGGCUUCAUACUUCUCCACCUGCUGAUAUUUAUGUUCUUGGGUUUCAAGAGAUAGUACCUCUCAAUGCUGGAAAUGUUUUGGGGACAGAAGACAACGGUCCUGCUAGAAAAUGGCUAGCUCUUAUACGGAAGACACUGAAUAGUCUUCCCGGAACAAGUGGUGAAUGCCAUACUAAUUCACCUCUUCCAGAUCCUGUUGUAGAGUUAGAUUCUGAUUUUGAGGGAUCGAUGAGGCAGAAGGCUACCUCUUUCUUCCAUCGAAGGUCGUUCCAAUCUUUGAGUCAUAGUAUGAGAAUGGACAAUGACUUGUUAGUGCCACAGGCAUGCCUCGAUCGCCGUUUCAGCGUCUGUGAUAGAAUGAUAUUUGGUCAUAGCGCAGGUGACUAUGACCCUAAUUAUAGAUGGGGGUCCUCAGAUGACGAAAACAGUGAAUCUCCUGUUAUAUCGCAGUAUUCACCAAUGUCGUAUAGAGGGUUUGCCUCUAUGGAGGAUAGAGAUAGACAAACAGAGAACUCGAGAUAUUGUUUGGUUGCUAGUAAGCAAAUGGUUGGGAUUUUUCUAACUGUUUGGGUUAAAAGCAAUAUAAGAGACGAUGUUCGCAACAUGAAAGUGUCUUGUGUUGGCAGAGGGUUGAUGGGAUAUCUUGGAAACAAGGGUUCAAUAUCAAUUAGCAUGUCUUUACACAAAACAAGUUUUUGCUUCAUAUGUAGUCAUUUGACUUCUGGACAAAAGGAGGGUGAUGAGCUAAGGAGAAAUUCAGAUGUAAUGGAGAUUCUUAGAAAGACGAGGUUUCCUCGAGUUAAUGGCAUUGGUGAUGAGAGUUCUCCUCAGACUAUUCUGGACCAUGAUCGAAUAAUUUGGCUGGGAGAUUUAAAUUAUCGGAUAGCCCUUACUUACCGUGCUGCAAAAGCUCUUGUUGAGAUGCAUAAUUGGAAGGUAUUGUUAGAGAAUGACCAGCUGCAUAUAGAGCGAGAACAAGGUCGCGUCUUUGAAGGAUGGAAUGAGGGGCAAAUAUAUUUUCCUCCCACAUACAAGUACUCAAACAAUUCGGACAGAUAUGCAGGUGAUGAAAGACAGUCAAAACAAAAGAGAAGAACUCCGGCGUGGUGUGAUCGGAUCUUAUGGUAUGGAAGAGGCCUCCGCCAAUUAUCUUAUGUUCGUGGGGAAUCAAGAUUCUCCGAUCAUAGACCAGUUUGUAGUGUAUUCUUAGCAGAAGUCGAGUCUGUUAGCCGUAACCGAAUCAGAAAAUGCUCUAGUUGCUCCAGUUCAAGGGUUGAAGUAGAAGAGUUGUUGCCUCAUUCACAUGGCUACAAUUAUACCGAUUUAACAUUCUAUUGAUGAAAUGCUACCAAUAUUUAUUCUUUCUUGUUAACUUGAUUAAUUGAAGAAACUGAUGUACAAAGUGUAACAUACAAGGUGGGCAUUGCUAAGAGGAAUGCUAGCUAGCCCCAGUUGUGAUGUAGACAUUCUGUUAUUCUCAAAGUCUCAAAGAAGCUGCAGAGUUUGGUUUUUUGUCUACAAUCACAAACAUUGGAUUUUUUUGCAGCUAACAAUCUUUUUGGCAGUUUCUUUAAUCAAUACAAAUAGCAUCUCAAUUCUCAUUGAAAAUAAG
This is a messenger RNA of Trifolium pratense (red clover), 2679 nucleotides long. Its product is annotated as type I inositol polyphosphate 5-phosphatase 4-like. The transcript has 12 exons. Gene Ontology annotation, molecular function: phosphatidylinositol-4,5-bisphosphate 5-phosphatase activity; phosphatidylinositol-3,4,5-trisphosphate 5-phosphatase activity; inositol-polyphosphate 5-phosphatase activity. NCBI's taxonomy places the organism in Eukaryota, Viridiplantae, Streptophyta, Magnoliopsida, Fabales, Fabaceae. Gene Ontology annotation, biological process: phosphatidylinositol dephosphorylation. The record is from RefSeq and is a predicted model, not a curated record. The coding region runs from base 723 to 2405 and encodes 560 amino acids.